Frieseomelitta varia is the source of this 4149-nucleotide messenger RNA. Its product is annotated as serine proteinase stubble-like. The record is from RefSeq and is a predicted model, not a curated record. Gene Ontology annotation, biological process: proteolysis. Lineage: Eukaryota; Metazoa; Arthropoda; Insecta; Hymenoptera; Apidae. The coding region runs from base 787 to 3495 and encodes 902 amino acids. The transcript is spliced from 9 exons. Gene Ontology annotation, molecular function: serine-type endopeptidase activity.
AGACAGACGAACGAGGUUGAAAAUCACAGCCGGUAUUCCUGGCGGGAGACGACACGUGGUUAACUGGAGGCACGCGGCCGCCCCACUCUCCGCCACGAGUUCCUCGUCCACGCUGGACGCAAUCAGCCGAUCCUCAAAGCGCGACCGGUAGUCGAACCGCGUGCACGUGGAGCCCGACGUGGCUUCUGCCUCCGUGGAUCGCGAUCAACCGACCGAUCAACGGGAGCCUGAUAUCGAUCGAUCCCCCCCUUCAUUCAGCCCGGAGGAUCUAGCCGUGAAACGUGACUACGAUCGUGGAUGAUCGACCGUUCGGAGUUACACGAGGGAAAACGAUCCCGAUCGCCAUCGAUCCGAUCCUAAUUGAACGUCGUUUGAAAACAGUAGUCGAAACGUGUCUCUAGAGCUUCUCUCUCUCUCUCUCUCUCUCUCUCUCUCUCUUUCUCUCUCUCUCCGCUCCGAUCGGUAGACGGUGAAUCGAUUUCCGUGAAGAAGCCAGCCAGCAGGUGAAUCAUCCAGCAGGGGAGACGUCCAGUCAUCCAGUCAGACUGGAUCCGACUGGGUUUCACCUUUCGACCAGGAGAACGAACGCGCACCGGGGUGGUUCCUCGGAGUUCAGUGGCACAUGUGAUCGUGAACAGAGGAGAUCCGAGUGUCUGGGUUCUCGCGGGGACCAGAGGUUUUUCUUUGCCCGAGGAUCCUGGAUCCGGUGGAAUGGACGAAGAAUGAAGGAAGGGUGAACGCUCCGCUGCGUAGAACGUGAGAGAGCUGCUUCAAAUCGGGAUCAGGAUGCGGUGGAUCGGUUACGUGGCCACAAUUCUCUGGUGGUCGGGCAUCGCCAGGUCCCUGAGCACGCUGAAUCGAGGUCACAGUUACAAAAUCACGCCGAAGCCCUGUCGAGUCCCCGGGCCAGAGUCGAAAGAAGGCACGUGCAUGUUCGUGUGGGAGUGCAUCAAAUCGGAGGGCACGCACGUGGGCGUGUGCGUGGACACGUUCAUGUUCGGCAGCUGCUGCGUGCACAAUACGACGACGAACGCGAUCACCGCGUCCAAUCUUCAUCAACAGCAUCACCACCACCAACACCAUUACCAUCAGCAGCACGGCGCGUCCUCUUCGUCCGGCCCGUUGAGGCCGACCCUGGCGGAGGCGCUGGGCAACGAGUCGACCAGGCCCACGUUGACCUCCCUCUCCAGCUUCCUCGUCACGGACACGAGCACCGCCAGGCCGAGUCACCAUCCAUCCGAGACGCUCGACUCUUCCGGAGGGUCCAGCAGACCGCACAAACCGCUCUCGGCCGGUUCCGCUAGGCCGCUGCAGAAACGACCGCACGCGAAACCGACGUCCGAUCACAAGGACAGGAUUCAAACGUCGGUGGUUCCUGGUGGCUCGUCGAAUUUCUGGGAGAAGGGCACCCAGAGCACCAAGAGGCCCGCGUCCGGUGGAUCCGUGAAUCUUUGGGAGAAGGGAUCUCAGAAUACGAAAAGACCGAGUUCUCAGAGUACGAAGAGGCCCGCUGCGAGUGUUUCCUGGGAGGAUAAUGGUCAGAACACGAAGAGACCUUCCGGCCAUCAUGACUCGUCGAACGUUCAGAAGACGAGGCCGGAAAACGGCCAGCACGCGGGCGUCAAAGAGAAGGACACGACGCACGAGAGUUUUCAGAGUCAUCAUCAGGGGUUCAAGGAUAAGGUUGAGAGCGGGCACAAUACGUUGGUGGUUAGAUUACCGGGGAAGGAGCAUGCUUCUAGCGAGAAGGAGAGUAUAAGGCCCAACAGGCCUAAUAGCCAAAGACCGUCCGAGUCGAGACCGGAUGACAGCAAGACCGAAGAGGAUGCCGAUUUGAGCGUGCAGGAGUCGAUACACAGACCUAGCGUUAACUCGGUUGACGAAAACGAACCUGUCAAGGACCCUCAUCCAAGCUUCAACUUCAUUCAUACGGAACGUCCGCAGUGGGCGACCAAACCAGUAUCCCCGAAGCCAACGACAGACUUUUCGAAACCGUACUUCUCCAUCAAAACGACCACGUAUCGACCGAUUCCGAUGAACGACCAACCAGAUACCAGGCCGAACUUCGUCUCGAAACCCAAUAGUUCCGGCACGGUUAUGAAAACCUCGACCACUGCCAGACCGACACACUUCAAUGGACAGUCCACCACCAGCGCAGCCGGAUCCUUGCCACAGACCUCUCACUGGCACGUGACCACAGAGCCGGUGUUCGUCACAAAACAAAGACCGUCGUCGUCCACAAAGCCGAUGGGCUCGCUCGAAACAACGAAACCUUUGACCAGCAGCUCGCAUUUCUGGUCGGAGAACAGUUGGACACCGCCGAGGCCGUCCUUGAAACCGCACUGGACCGACAACCCCAGCCUCCUUCAGAACGGGCCCGAAGCAUUUCCGCCGCGGCCGAGUUUCAAACCGACCGAACCGCAAGAAAACACGGAGCUCCACAAACCACUUGGCGCUGCGCAUUACAUCACCACUUCCCACUUCGAGACGUCUGCUAGGCCUAGACCCACGAAGAAAACCACCACGUCUACGACGACCACUACCAGCACCACUACGACCACCACCACUACCAGCACCACUACGACCACCACUACUACCAGCACCACUACGACCACUCCAAAACCUGAGACGACGACGACAGCGUCGUCAACGACCGAGACGAUCGCGAAAACUGGAUCGGUGUUGACCGUGUCUGCCGCAACCGAGAGCAAGGGUAUGCAAUGCGGGGUACCGCCCCUGUUCCCGAGACCGGAGACCAGGAUAGUUGGAGGCAAGGACGCGCCGUUCGGUCGAUGGCCUUGGCAGGUAUCUGUUAGGCGUACCUCGUUCUUCGGAUUCUCCAGCACUCACAGAUGCGGAGGAGCGGUGCUCAAUGAGAACUGGAUCGCCACCGCUGGACACUGCGUGGACGACCUGCUGACCUCGCAGAUCCGGAUCAGAGUGGGCGAGUACGAUUUUUCAUCGGUGCAGGAACGACUGCCUUACGUGGAGCGUGGAGUCGCGAAGAAAGUGGUCCACCCCAAGUACAACUUCUUCACUUACGAGUACGAUCUGGCGUUGGUCCGUUUGGAGAGCUCGUUGACGUUCGCGCCGCAUAUUUCACCGAUUUGUUUGCCAGCGACUGACGAUCUCUUGAUCGGCGAGAAUGCAACAGUCACCGGCUGGGGAAGGCUCAGCGAGGGUGGUACAUUACCCUCUGUGUUGCAAGAGGUUUCCGUGCCCAUAGUGAGUAACGAUAGAUGUAAGUCAAUGUUCCUGAGGGCUGGGAGACACGAGUUCAUACCGGAUAUCUUCCUGUGCGCCGGAUACGAGAGUGGAGGCCAAGAUUCUUGUCAGGGCGAUUCGGGUGGUCCUCUUCAAGUACGUGGAAAAGACGGUCGAUACUUCCUCGCUGGCAUCAUAUCCUGGGGAAUCGGUUGCGCGGAGGCCAAUCUACCCGGCGUUUGCACGAGGAUCUCCAAGUUCGUCCCAUGGAUCCUGAAGAACGUCACUUGACCCGAUUUCCAAGUAAUCGUUUGCCACAGGACCUGGUCGACAGCUUGUUGACGAACCGAACUGUUCGAAUGAGCGCGCAUUCCCAAACGUAAAACUGCACGUUUCAUCGAUUUCUUAACCGAAUGGUGGUAACAAGGAGAUCGCACGAAUCACUGCCAAAAAAGAAAAGAAGAAGAAACGCAAGACUUGCCGCAAGAAAACGAGACUCGAGCAGAAAGUUUCUCGUUUGUCUUUGAAAGCGAAAAGAAAAAAAAAAAAGAAAAAUAAGCGAGCAAGCAAGAAAGAGGCGAACGGACGGUGGAGAAGAAAAGAGAGAAGUUUGAGAAACUUCCAUCGCGAAGACUGUUGCUCGAAAAGCGAAGCCAAUCAAACACAGAGACCACGCGAGAUCGUGGAGGUCGUUCGUUGUCGAACGAUAAGAAGAAAAAACUCGCGCGCCUAGUGCUGUAUUUAUAUAUAAAUAUAAAUUCGAGUAAGAUAAUAAUAUAUUUCUCGCCGAGCGAACGCGAGCUGUACGCUCGUCUGUCAGUUUUUGCAACUAGCCUGUACAUGGAUAUAUAAAAAGAAGAGAAUUUAAGUGAAGGAAUAGUUAAUGGCUUGACGUUGAAAACGCUGGGGGGGGGGGGGAAAAAAAAAAAAAAAAAAAAAAUGGAA